This is a messenger RNA of Xiphophorus couchianus (Monterrey platyfish), 1090 nucleotides long. RefSeq names its product SURF1 cytochrome c oxidase assembly factor (gene surf1). Gene Ontology annotation, biological process: mitochondrial respiratory chain complex IV assembly. Gene Ontology annotation, cellular component: mitochondrion; membrane. The coding region runs from base 72 to 983 and encodes 303 amino acids. The transcript has 9 exons. Lineage: Eukaryota; Metazoa; Chordata; Actinopteri; Cyprinodontiformes; Poeciliidae. The record is from RefSeq and is a predicted model, not a curated record.
CCCGACGUGUCCUAAACAAGUCAGUUAUGUAGCUGGUGUCGGCUUGUUUUCGUCAAUGUUUUUGACCCAACAUGGCUUCCCUGAAAUCCCUGCUGGCUUUCUCCAGCAGGCUUCUGCCGACAUUAAGGAAGCAGACUCCUGCCACUAACAUCAAGAGGACCUUCUUCCUCCCAGCACUCUUCAAACGCGCAGACGGCCGGUUUGUUGUCUGUGGUGGAAAGUGCAGUUCUACUGCAGCCAAUGCAGAGAAAAGCGAGGAUGCCUUCCUGAAGUGGCUCCUGCUGCUCAUCCCUGCAACCACCUUUGGCCUGGGUACAUGGCAGGUGAAAAGGCGUCAGUGGAAGAUGGGAUUGAUCGAUGAACUGAGACGCCUCACCACAGCGGAGCCUAUUCCUCUUCCUCUUGAUCCUCUUGAAGUGAACAAGCUGGAGUACAGAAGGGUGAAAGUGCACGGGCACUAUGAUCACUCUCAGGAGCUGUACAUCAUGCCCCGCUCCCCUGUCAACCCAGAGAAAGAGGCCAGGGAGGCAGGAAGCCUGUCCUCGAGUGGAGAGAUUGGAGCAAACGUCAUCACCCCUUUUCAUUGCUCUGACCUUGGCAUCAAAAUCCUGGUCAACAGAGGAUACGUACCAAAGCAGAAAAUACGACCGGAGACCAGAAUGAAGGGGCAGGUGGAGGAUGAGGUGGAGGUGGUGGGGGUUGUCAGGCUGACGGAAACACGCAAACCUUUUGUACCAAACAACGACGAAGAGAGAAAUCGCUGGCAUUACCGUGACCUGGAGGCCAUGUCUCGCAUCACUGGGGCUGCUCCCAUCUUGAUCGACGCCGACUUCAAAAGCACUAUUCCAGGGGGACCAGUUGGAGGACAGACCCGGGUCACACUAAGAAAUGAACACAUGCAAUAUAUCAUAACUUGGUAUGGUUUGUGUGCAGCUACUUCCUACAUGUGGUAUGCAAAGUUCAUCAAGAAGAUUAAAAUGUAAUCAUGUAUCACUGAAAAUUAUGUUACACAGCAAUUCUUGAAGAUGUUGACUAUCAAUGCAUUACUGCCCAUGUACUCAAGAAUACAAAUGAAUACCUUAUGAGCAUU